CCCGCGCCCACCCAGCCCCCCCGCCGCCGAGCCCGCCCCGCGGUCAUGUAGCCAAUGAAGAUGGGCCUGGUGGUGCUCGUCCGGAACCUGCUGCUCACCCUCUGCCUUUGCCUGGUGCUGGGCUUCAUGUACUACGCCGCCUGGAAGCUGCACCUCCUCCGAUGGGAAGACCCCAAUUCAGGGGCUCUUACCUUUGACUCCGUUGGACGGACCCUAGGCUCAGGAAGGAGAGAGAGAAACAAUGUGGCCUUUGACUUUCUGUCUCCGCUGCCCUCAGGCCUUGCUGUGGACUCAGGACAAUCCAGAACCCAGAAAGAGAUGAUCGAUGCCCGGGCCACCCAGGGCCCAGCCCAGUCUAAGUAUGAUCGAUUGGGUUUUCUCCUGAAAUUGGACUCAAAAUUGCCUGCAGAGUUAGCGACCAAGUAUGCCAACUUGUCAGAUGGGGCUUGCAAGCCUGGCUACGCAUCCGCCCUGAUGACCGCCAUCUUCCCCAAAUUCUCCAGGCCAGCCCCCAUGUUCUUGGAUGACUCCUUCCGCAAGUGGGCCCGCAUCCGAGACUUUGUGCCACCCUUUGGAAUUAAAGGACAAGAUAAUCUGAUCAAAGCCAUCCUGUCAGCCACCAAAGAGUACCACCUGACACCUGCCCUGGACAGCCUCAGCUGCCGCCGCUGCAUUAUCAUAGGAAAUGGAGGUGUCCUUGCCAACAAGUCUUUGGGAGCCCGGAUCGAUGACUAUGACAUUGUGGUCAGGCUGAACUCAGCUCCGGUGAAGGGUUUUGAGAAGGAUGUCGGGGGCAAGACCACCCUGCGCAUCACUUACCCUGAGGGCGCCAUGCAGCGGCCGGAGGAGUAUGAGAAGGACUCACUCUUUGUCCUGGCUGGCUUCAAGUGGCAAGACUUCAAAUGGCUCAAGUACAUUGUCUACAAGGAGAAAGUGAGUGCUUCAGAUGGUUUCUGGAAGUCAGUGGCCACUCGGGUGCCCAAGGAGCCACCUGAAAUACGCAUCCUCAACCCCUACUUCAUCCAGGAGGCUGCCUUCAGUUUCAUUGGACUCCCCUUCAACCAUGGCCUGAUGGGCCGAGGGAACAUCCCAACUCUGGGCACCGUGGCAGUCACCAUGGCCCUGCACAGCUGUGACCAGGUGGCGGUGGCUGGCUUUGGCUAUGACAUGAGCUCACCCAACGCCCCACUUCAUUACUAUGAAUCUGUUCGCAUGGCCGCCAUCAAGGAGUCCUGGACACAUAACAUCCAGCGAGAGAAGGAGUUCCUUCGGAAGCUGGUGAAAGCCCACGUCAUCACUGACCUCACCAGUGGCAUCUGAAGGGUCCCGAACGUGGCUUGUGAAGCUCCAGCCUCCACAGGGUGAAGGGAGAGCCGCCUUCCUCCUCUGUGACCGGACCCCGGAUGGACAAGGAGCCUCUGGGUGGGCAAGUGCCAAGGACCACCAGUGCCAGCCUCGACCUGCCCAGCCUCCUUCAUCUAGGCAGGGCCUCCUGUGAGAAACACUUGCUUUGCUCGGGACUGAGGAACUCGCCUGAGACUGGGGGGCUCUGCCUGGCCCUGAAAGACCCUUCCUGGGUCUGAGACCUGCCUGGAUGCUGAGGGCCCUAGCUGGGACUAGGGGGCUCUGACUGGCUGGCUGACAGGGUCUGGCCUUCAGGGCCCCUGGGAAAGUCUCUUCCCUCAGUGUUUGCUGUAUUUUAUUUUAUUUUGUGGAUGCAGAGUGGGGUGGGGAGGGAGGGAAGGGGGAUAAUUUAUUUUUUAAAUAAGGCUGAAGACGUGAAGUCUGGUCAAUGUUUGGCAAGGAGAGAAAGUAGGGAAUGUCCCUGGGCUGCACCCCAGGGGGGUGGGGGCAGGGAACAGCAGAAGGGGUCUGAGGAGUUGGGGGGAGGGGUGUCUGCUACUCCCAGACCUGCCCCUGGCAGAAGGUGUGGCUUGGAGGGGAAGAGGGGGGCAGAGAGAGUGGUGUACCCUCCUCUCCUAAUGCCACCCAUUCCUUCCCCGCCCUGAGCCCUUGGAGCCUUGCAAGGCCCACAGAGGAGGCCUGAGCUCUCUGAAGCAGCAGCAGCAGCAGCUGCCCCUGCCUCCUGGCACCUUGGGGCUCCAGGGCCCAGGCCUGUUCCUGAAUCCUUGAGGCCCAGCAGGACCUGGGGUCCAAGGGGAUGGAUCUAGCCUCCCUGAGGCCCUGCUCUGCUCUGCUGCUGCUACUGCUGGGUGGGAUCCAGGCCAGAGGGCCAGGACUAGCCCAGAUGAGCAGAGGCCUGUGGGGUCUGUGCUACCCCUUCCUCAGGAGCCAAGGAGCAAUAAAGCAAGCAGCAGUCUG
Molecule: messenger RNA, 2322 nt
Organism: Phascolarctos cinereus (koala)
Lineage: Eukaryota; Metazoa; Chordata; Mammalia; Diprotodontia; Phascolarctidae
Gene: ST3GAL3
Product: ST3 beta-galactoside alpha-2,3-sialyltransferase 3
Molecular function (GO): sialyltransferase activity
Source: RefSeq, a predicted model, not a curated record